Messenger RNA from Aedes aegypti (yellow fever mosquito), 885 nucleotides. It is a transcript of the gene c12.1, whose product is annotated as protein CWC15 homolog. The transcript is spliced from 2 exons. Gene Ontology annotation, molecular function: RNA binding. NCBI's taxonomy places the organism in Eukaryota, Metazoa, Arthropoda, Insecta, Diptera, Culicidae. The record is from RefSeq and is a predicted model, not a curated record. Gene Ontology annotation, cellular component: catalytic step 2 spliceosome. Bases 120 to 812 code for a protein of 230 amino acids. Gene Ontology annotation, biological process: mRNA cis splicing, via spliceosome.
UCAAAAAGGGUAAACAUUUCACAUUCGUUUUUGUCUUUCGCACGCAGCAGCAGUUCCCUUGGAAAACGUUUAAAUUUUAGUAGUUUUAGUGUAAAAAUCCCGUUUGAAAGUGCCCGAAAAUGACCACCGCAGCUCGGCCAACCUUCGAUCCGGCCCGUGGCGGAAGUGGCCGGGGCGAAAAGGAUCUCAGCGCCCUGUCCAAACAGUACAGCAGUCGGGAUCUUCCGUCGCACACUAAACUCAAAUACAGAGAUCCCGGUCAGGGCACCUCGGAGGAACUGCGCAGCCGUGACUUCCGUGAGGAGUUGGAGAAACGCGAACGCGAGAGCAAAUCCGGCAAGGGAGCGGUCUCGGGUGGCGCCCCGUCUUCCGUGGUCAGGCGAGCGAUCGAAGCCAACAGCGCUUCGGGAAGCAAACGGCAGAAGGUAGACGCAGCGCCCCAGAAUCUGGAUGCGGACGAUCCGGUCGACAGCGACAACUCGGAUUCCGACUCGGACGAAGACGACACGGCGGCUCUGUUGGCCGAAUUGAACAAGAUCAAGCGGGAACGGGCCCAGGAAACGGCCAAGAAGGAGCUGGAGAAGCGCCAGGAAGACGAGAGGAUUCGCAUGGAGAACAUCCUUUCCGGAAAUCCGCUGCUGAAUUACGCGUCCACGGCCAAGGCGGAACUGAAGGUGAAACGACGGUGGGAUGACGAUGUGGUGUUCAAGAAUUGCGCCCGAUCCGAGCCGGACAAGAAGACCAACCAGUUCAUUAACGAUUCGCUGCGAUCCGAGUUCCACAAGAAGUUCAUGGAUAAGUAUAUUAAGUAAGUAGAGUUUAAGGUGUUUUAGGAUAAUCUGCGAGCAUACUUUUAUUGAUAAUUAUACCCACUAUUGAUAUGAU